Apodemus sylvaticus (European woodmouse) is the source of this 558-nucleotide messenger RNA. RefSeq names its product calcium and integrin binding family member 4 (gene Cib4). The transcript is spliced from 7 exons. Bases 1 to 558 code for a protein of 185 amino acids. NCBI's taxonomy places the organism in Eukaryota, Metazoa, Chordata, Mammalia, Rodentia, Muridae. Gene Ontology annotation, molecular function: calcium ion binding. The record is from RefSeq and is a predicted model, not a curated record.
AUGGGGCAGUGUUUAAGAUACCAGAUGCAGUGGGAGGACCUGGAGGAGUACCAGGCUCUGACCUUCCUGACAAGAAAUGAGAUUCUGUGCAUCCAUGACACCUUCCUGAAGCUCUGCCCCUCAGGCAAGCACUACAAGGAGGCCACACUGACCAUGGACCAGGUCAGCUCCCUUCCUGCUCUGAGGGUCAACCCUUUCAGAGAUCGCAUCUGCAGGGUAUUCUCUCAUGACAACGUGUUCUCCUUUGAAGAUGUGCUGGGCAUGGCAUCUGUGUUCAGUGAGCAGGCCUGCCCCAGCCUGAAGAUUGAGUAUGCCUUCCGCAUCUAUGAUUUUAAUGAGAAUGGCUUCAUUGACGAGGAGGACCUCCAGAAGAUAGUGCUAAGACUACUGAAAAGUGAUGACGUGUCUGAGGACCUACUGAUGGACGUCACACACCACGUCCUGAGUGAGUCAGAUCUCGACAAUGACAGCAUGCUUUCUUUCUCCGAGUUUGAACAUGCAAUGGCCAAAUCUCCAGACUUCAUGAACUCCUUUCGGAUUCACUUCUGGGGAUGCUGA